Messenger RNA from Pomacea canaliculata, 2521 nucleotides. RefSeq names its product ran-specific GTPase-activating protein-like. The record is from RefSeq and is a predicted model, not a curated record. Lineage: Eukaryota; Metazoa; Mollusca; Gastropoda; Architaenioglossa; Ampullariidae. Gene Ontology annotation, biological process: nucleocytoplasmic transport. Gene Ontology annotation, molecular function: GTPase activator activity. Gene Ontology annotation, cellular component: nuclear pore; cytoplasm. Bases 85 to 747 code for a protein of 220 amino acids. The transcript is spliced from 6 exons.
AAAUGAUAACCGGAAUAAGAGAAACUAGCGGGAAAGCAACGAUGCUCGUUUAACAAAAUCAUCGUUGAAACAUCAAGCAUUAUUAUGGCUGAAGAAAAGGAUGAAGUUCCAGAGUCACCAGAAAUUCAUUUUGAGCCUAUCGUGAAGCUAAAUCCGGUUGAGAUCAAAACUUUGGAAGAAAACGAAGAAGUCUUGUUAAAACUAAGAGCCAAACUUUUUCGUUUUGACAAUGAAGCGGAUCCACACGAAUGGAAGGAACGUGGAACUGGAGAAGUAAAAAUUUUAGAACACAGGGUGACAGGUCACGUUCGCAUACUGAUGAGGAGGGACAAGACAUUGAAGAUUUGUGCAAACCAUCAUAUAACACCUAUAAUGCAGCUGAAACCCAAUUGUGGAAGCGACCGUGCUUGGGUAUGGUCCACUUUAGCUGACUUUGCUGAUGAAGAAGCUAAGGAAGAACUCCUUGCCAUCCGUUUUGCCAAUGCAGAAAAUGCACAGCAGUUCAAGACAGUAUUUGAAGCAGCUCAGACCAGGAUUGAAGAGUUGUCCAAAAAUCAAAAGGAUGAGUCUAAUGCAGAAAAUACACAGUCUGAAAAUAAAGAAGGGAAAUCUGAGCAAGAUCGGGGUCCAGAGGAAUUGUCUAACAAGUUGGGUAGCCUUACUGUCAGUGAUGCAUUAAAUGAAAGUGCUAGUGCUGCUGGUGAUGGAACCACAGAUGUUGUCAAAGAAAAUUCUGAAAAGGACUGAAAUUCGCUUAAUGUGAAAGGACCUAUUUUGAAGGAAAUGUGAAAAGACAAAAAGAAUGGCUUUGGAGUUUGUGCAGUAGACAUGGUGGGUGCCUGUGUGUUGGAAGCUGGUAAUCCAACAAUUGUACACAGUAGCCACCUCUUCUCUCUGCCCAUUUUUUUUUUUAAGUUGUGCAUCUUGUUCACAUAAAAGACACGAGUUGACCUUUUUAGAUAAACUAUUUUGUUGACGUGUAAACACGUUUCUGUGACUAGCUGCAUGCUUCGCGUGUACACUAAUUUAUGACAAAGAAAGGAAUUUCAUCAUAAAUUGAUAUAACUGUUGCAUGGAAAGGCAUGCUAAAUGGCAGCCUAAAGAGAGUUAUGUAUUGUGUUACUGCUUUGAUGAGUAUUGUCUUGAAAAUACAACACUACGUUGAUCUUGGUACUGAGUUUUGUCCUCUCAUUCCUUUGCAUUGUAAUCACUUGCAAAUAUAUUUACAUGACACAGAACGUGAGGAGUAAGGGUGCCAUUUUAAUUAAAUCUAAGAUUUCAAGUUAGCAACACCUUUUUAUUUAAGGUUUGUUUUUUUGUGUUUUUUUUUUUUUUUGGUCGUUCAACAAAAUGAAACUGAUACUAAACAGGUUGCCAAAUUGUAAAACAUACCAGUGCCAAUGAUGUUGAUUCUUAAAAACACUAAUUAUGUCAAAAGCCUUUCUGGAGCCUGUAAGUUAAAAAGAUCCUACUGCAGGUGCUUUUGCUGUUCCUGCCUGCUCUGAAAUACCACUUGCUCUGCUAGCUGCUUCUCGGCCAUGUGGGGUGGGGUGGUUUAGGGUUACCUACUGGCUUCAUAAUCUGGAUGUUAAGGCUUAUUCUGGUAUUGCUUGUUGCCUUUAUUUGCGAAAGGUUAUAACAAGUGACUGUGUCCAUUCUUUGGGGCACUGUUAAUCUCCGAUUUUCUGAGUGGUGACAGCUGUUACCACUUGCCAGAAUCAUGCAACUCUGCUGGACUCUGAACACUUGCCUCCCUUCAAAUGGUCAAUUUGAUGUAUUUCCUUAGGACUAGGUAUUGGGGUCUUUUGUUGCCAUGUCACAUUGUCAGUGUCAAACCUGUUUCCAGCUGAAAGUUUUUUAGGCCAUUGCAAUAUUGUAUCCAUCAGCUUAGUACUGUAGUUUUUUAAAUAUAACCCUGUCUUUUGAUGACUGACAUCUGCUGCCCUGGUUUGAAUUGUCAGUAGUUGAUAGGCCUUGGUGUUUUUGCCUCAUUCCAUUCCCUUCUUCAGCCCUACAUUUCUCCUUGAUAUAGGGUAUUUUUUUCUGCAAGUGCUUAUGAAAGUGUCUGCUUUCUAGUUUUUGUGGACAUAAUCAUUGGACUUGCAUGGGUUGAAGAUGUAGCGGCACUUUGUGAAGCUUAUUUUAUAAUUCCUCUUUGUGUCUUGAUUCGUCCAUUAUUACCCAUCAAUGCUGUUGUCCCUUCCAUUUUUAAUAUGUUGUCUGUCUUGGAGCAUGCUCCUUCAUGACCGUGAUGAGGCGGUAUAUAAACCAGGUGUUCAUUUUAUGAGAAAGGCGUCUGGCUUAACAAAUUUUUGGCAACCUGUUACCCUGCAGCGAUACAUUUUCUACAUUGUGUUAAUCUUAGGUCUGACAGUUUCUGGUGCAUGUGCCUCUAUAUAUCACAAUGGGAACUUGGCCAGCAAUAUGAUGCAAUGUGUUGCAAAGGUUUGUGGGGGGAAAGAUGUACACAUUUGAUUUUUGCAUGACUAACUUGAAUGAACAUUAAAGCUGAUGUUCAGUA